CGUCAUUUCUUCCGCGUUGGCCUGGCCGUGGACGGAGGUCAGCUGCAGAGACAGAGAGCGGCUCCACUGCUGGAAACACCGGCUGAUUUAUUCUGUUAUCAGCUCUACAUCUCUCUGAUCUCCUGACCAUGGGAAUCACCAUAUCCUCCCUGUUCUCUAAGCUCUUCGGGAAGAAGCAGAUGAGGAUACUGAUGGUUGGUCUGGAUGCUGCUGGAAAAACUACCAUCUUAUACAAGCUGAAACUGGGAGAGAUUGUAACCACUAUUCCAACUAUUGGGUUCAAUGUGGAAACUGUUGAAUAUAAGAACAUUUGCUUCACUGUGUGGGAUGUCGGUGGCCAGGACAAAAUCAGACCGUUGUGGAGACACUACUUCCAGAACACACAGGGGCUUAUUUUUGUAGUGGACAGCAAUGACAGAGAGCGAGUAGCAGAGUCUGCAGAGGAAUUGUCCAAAAUGUUACAGGAGGAUGAGCUGAGAGACGCAGUAUUGUUGGUAUUUGCUAACAAACAAGACUUGCCCAACGCCAUGCCAGUGAGUGAUUUAACAGACAAAUUGGGUCUGCACAGCCUGCGGAGCCGAACCUGGCAUGUUCAGGCUACAUGUGCAACCCAAGGCACAGGUCUUUAUGAAGGACUGGACUGGUUAUCCAAUGAACUGUCAAAGCGCUAAGACUGGAGAGAGAGAGCGUGAAAGAGACCACACUGGAAAAAAAAAACGAAGAGGAAAAACAACUGAAAGAGAGUGAAAGGAAAUAAGUGGAGAACGAAGAUGUGCUGGACAAAUAUUUCACUUUUGGAGGAAAGUAUUGUUAGGAGUAUAUCUGCUGGGUAGCAUUUGGAUGAACUUUUGCAAUCAGUUCCUGUUUUGAAACAUUUCUUUCUCAUUUUUCUUCCUUCCUCAAGUGGCACUCCAUACAGAAGGGUCUUAGACUGUUUAUUUAUGCCAAUAUAACCUUCAGCAGUACAAUGUUUUAAGUUGCAUGUUUUAAGAAAGACAUAAUCUUCUGUGUUUGUGAGAAGUCUUAUUGUGUUUUAUGGGUUUGGGUUGGGAGAUAACUGGCUGUUCAUUAAAAAAAGACAGAAAGGAAUGAUUGGAGGCCAGGUUGAGCUCCUACUCCCCAGUCUUGAAUUUGGUCAUUCCACAAUGAUUCCUUUGAAGGCCAGAUUCAUUCCAUUAGUAUAUAAGGGCCUUUAGUCACAUUAAAGGCCUUCAUGAUGCAAUAAACAUCUUUUUUUCUCUUAAA
Messenger RNA from Astyanax mexicanus (Mexican tetra), 1245 nucleotides. Its product is annotated as ADP-ribosylation factor 4. Bases 129 to 671 code for a protein of 180 amino acids. The record is from RefSeq and is a predicted model, not a curated record. The transcript has 6 exons. NCBI's taxonomy places the organism in Eukaryota, Metazoa, Chordata, Actinopteri, Characiformes, Acestrorhamphidae. Gene Ontology annotation, biological process: vesicle-mediated transport; intracellular protein transport. Gene Ontology annotation, cellular component: plasma membrane; cytoplasm. Gene Ontology annotation, molecular function: GTPase activity; GTP binding.